Telopea speciosissima is the source of this 1464-nucleotide messenger RNA. Its product is annotated as tRNA-dihydrouridine(20/20a) synthase-like. The record is from RefSeq and is a predicted model, not a curated record. The coding region runs from base 114 to 1409 and encodes 431 amino acids. Gene Ontology annotation, molecular function: tRNA dihydrouridine synthase activity. Lineage: Eukaryota; Viridiplantae; Streptophyta; Magnoliopsida; Proteales; Proteaceae. Gene Ontology annotation, biological process: tRNA dihydrouridine synthesis. The transcript is spliced from 13 exons.
CUCUUCCCGCAAUUUGGUUCCUUUCGAUAGAACGCUUGAAGGUGGUGCAGAAUCUUUCCCGCGACGAUUCUGGCUCCGUGCCUAAUAGUAAAUGCUCUGAUUUACUCAGAGCUAUGAUGAAGUGUGCAGCAUAUGCCUUGUUUUCAUCAUUGUCUCCUGUCAAUUUUAGUUCCUUAAUAUUCCAUCAUAGGCCCUCCAAUAAUAUAUUAUAUGGCUAUUCCACUCAAUCAAGAACACUUUGUUGUCAAUCCUUGAAGCAUCCAAUACACGCAAAUGAUGUAAUGGUUUCUGGACAUUACCUUCCUCCUUGGUUCAGUGUUGCUCCAAUGAUGGAAUGGACAGAUAAUCAUUACCGUACUCUUGCGAGGCUAAUAUCUAAGCAUGCAUGGCUUUACACAGAGAUGGUUGUUGCGGAAACAAUUGUUCAUCAAAAAGAUAAUUUGGACAGAUUCUUGGCAUUUCCUCCAGAACAACACCCUAUUGUCCUUCAAAUUGGCGGAAGUAAUCUGGAUAACCUGGCAAAAGCUGCUGAACUUGCAAAUGCAUACCACUAUGAUGAGAUAAAUCUCAACUGUGGGUGCCCUAGUGGAAAAGUGGCCGGACAUGGGUGCUUUGGUGUGCGUCUUAUGCUUGAUCCAAAGUUUGUUGGGGAGGCUAUGUCAGCCAUUGCUGCCAAUUCCGAUGUCUCAGUCAGUGUUAAGUGCCGAAUAGGUGUUGAUGGUCAUGACUCUUAUGAUCAACUCUGUGAUUUUAUUUAUACGGUUUCUUCUCAAUCACCAACUAAGCAUUUCAUUAUACAUGCACGGAAGGCCCUUCUUAAUGGCAUAAGCCCUGCUGAAAAUCGAAGAGUUCCUCCCCUUAAAUAUGAAUACGUAUUUGGCCUUUUACGUGACUUCCCAGAGUUACAAUUUACAAUAAAUGGAGGGAUAACUAACAUUGAUGAGGUCAGUGCAGCACGAAAAGGAGGAGCUCAUGGGGUGAUGGUUGGACGUGCUGCUUACAACAACCCAUGGGCUACUUUGGGACAUGUUGAUAGUGCUGUUUAUGGGUUACCUAGUUCUGGUAUUUCACGUCGUCAGGUUCUUGAAAAAUUUCAGGCAUAUGGUGAUUCCAUUCUCGGUAAAUAUGGACCUAAUAAACCAAAUGUCCGGCAAGUGGUUAAGCCAUUACUUAACCUUUUCCAUUCGGAGCCUGGGAAUGGACUGUGGAAGCGCAAAGCAGAUGCUGCAUUACACCAUUGCACGAGCAUCCAGUCGUUUCUCGAGGAAACCCUGGAAGCCUUUCCAGACUCUGUAUUGGAUUCAACACCUGAGAGGAGUCCAUCUGCUUCUGAAGAUACAUUCAUUGAUAUACAUAGGUUGCUUCCUCCUUCAUAUAAAUUAAAAGAACAAGAGCUGUUGUACGCUUAGUCUGAGUAUGUAUACAUUAACUGUAUAUUAAUAUAACUGUUAAAGCUUCAGUGUA